Molecule: messenger RNA, 4420 nt
Organism: Egretta garzetta (little egret)
Lineage: Eukaryota; Metazoa; Chordata; Aves; Pelecaniformes; Ardeidae
Gene: CCDC43
Product: coiled-coil domain containing 43
Exons: 5
Coding region: 2381-3052 (223 amino acids)
Source: RefSeq, a predicted model, not a curated record
UUAGGAGAGUGCAGAAAAGAAUUUCUCUUCAAUAGUCAUCUCCUUUGGGGGCUGUAAGAUUUUUACAGUAUCCAUAUCUCAGGAUGUUGCAUACAUGGGUGUUUUGUAGCGUAAAACAUUAAAGAGUGACUGCGUGCUGCUGCUGAAUAACAGUCUGAUCAAUUCUGUCACCAAUUUCCUCCCAAAACGUCUGUAUAGGAGCACAGAACCCAAAGAGGCUUGGUUGUUACAGUCAGCUUUUUGUUAUCAUGGGUAACUAUGGAAUGUAAUGCUUUCUGUUCACCAACUGCAUGCCAUUUUAAAUUGGUUUUCCUAAAACACAGAGCACCUCUUCACUGCCUCCACCAGCCCUUCCCCACCCCGCAGCACUGGCAGUAAGGCAGUUUCUAAAAGAAAUGUAACUGUGCCAGCAUAUCUGUGUGCCUGGAGCACCAGGAGAGGCAAACAGUGCAUCCUGCUGGUGUUAGGGGCAGAGUGAAACAUCUUUGGAAAAUGCAGUUCUAAACCAGCUAGGUUAAUUAACUUGCCUGUAAUUACCAGACUCGCUUCAUUUCAUCACGAAAGGCAGAGCCCAUGUCUGAUCCAUGCAUCUGAUCUGGGGUGGCCCUCACGUUUCGCUGUGUGUGCUCUGCCUGCGCUCUGGAGGUCUGUAGCACCGUGGCCGUCCCUCGCCCUGCAGCGGGAUUAGAUGUUUCAUGUUUUCUCUUUAGUGCUGAGUUACCCUUCUCGUAUGCUGCUGCCUGGUUUGAGAACCAGUGUGGGGUUUUCACAUUCAUCGAGUUCUGGACUGCCAUUAUCCUGCACGUGUGGCACCACAGCCCCGUGUCUUUUCUUCAUUUUCUUUUUAGUGUCACAGUUGCAGCUGACAUUUGCUUCAUUUUCAGUUUUGAACAGUUCGAUGUUUCUGCGGUUCUUUUAAAACCUUCUUGCUUCUUGAACCCUCAGACUUUUAAAUUACUUUUUUUAGUUGGUGCAUUUGUUUUUGUUUUUGUAGACUCUAUGCUUUUUUCUGUAUCGACUUUUGAAACAAUCUUUCAUUUGGGGCCUUCCUUGCCAAGUCUUUCCUCUUUGUUCUAUUCACAAAUUCCAGGUAAUUUUUUUAUUUGCUUUUGACAGCCCUCACAAAAAUAAAUUUCAGGCGGCCUCUCCACUCGUGUGCAUGGUUCCUCAGUCCUCACAACAUCAUGCGUUAGUUUCCUGAGUUUAUUCAGAUGUAAUCAUUUCAAACAGAGAAACUUAGAACCGAGAUCUGUUUCCAUUCAGUUCUUCUCUUUAAACAAGACAGAUUCCAGAUUACUUGCAUUUUCCAUAAUUAAUUUUUCUCUGUAUUUACUAACCUCUAAACCAACAUAAUUUCCUGUUUGGAGAAUACUAGGUGAAGAUUCUUGGUUAUGGCAGCCUCAGCAGUUUGCGCUCCACCACUCUUGGUAGUCUUUUCUCAGUCUCCCAGAGGCACAGAGGUCAGUGCUCUGCUAGGUAUCUCCAUCCAGACCACAGGGAGAUGGAAGGGUGCUACAGCAAAUGGCCUGCACUGCGUGGCAGAACUGCUCUUUGCUUCCUUCCGUGAUGGUUUAGUUUUGCCCAGGCUGCCCCAUCGUGUUUCUUUUCUGUUGUUUCACUCAUGUCUGAUCAUGUGUUGUUAUCUUGGUCUUUCGUUUCUUCCUUUCUCCAGCUCCAAGGCUGUUUUCCCAUUGUUUCUGGGAUCGCUAGAACAUCUCACUUUUAUGUUCUCCCCUCAUAGGCCUGCCUCCACUGAUACACAAAUACCCGAUUUGAUUCUUACUGCUCAGACCCUUGUUAGAAGGUUGCGCAGGUCUCUGCCAUCAUUGUUAGUCUUCUGCUGUUCAUUUUCCUUCCCACUUGCUGCCAUUCCUUUAUCAUCACUUGCUGGAUUUUCUUCCUCCUCCACACUGAAGCCAGGUGCCCAGGGGUUAUGUCUCUCCCAGCCUUCGCUCCUGGCUUUAUAUGAGGUUGCUUAUCGUUUUGCCAGCCUUGAUUCCAGUGGGCCAGGAUUCCCCGUGCUGAGGGGAGACCAUCCACUGAGGAGGGAUCCCUUUACUAUGAGGGUUUCUGGCACUUAAAAACCUUCAUGCCUUCCGAGUCCUUGAACCGUGCUGAUUUUUGUUAUUUUUUCAUGAUUUACUGUGUGUCUGACAGCUGGAAGGGUCCCCUCUGACUGGCACCUGAAAUGGUGUUCCCAUGCACGUCAUCCUCGUUGCUGGUCUCGUCCAGCGUGUGUCCAUGUGAGGAUCUCCAUGCCAUCUCCUGGUGGGAGUGGGGUCACUGGGUUCUUCCAGACCCAAACCACCCAAUUUUAGCAGAUUAGGCAUUGUCCUGUCCUCUGGAACCACUCUUGUUAAGGGUGUGUUGGCUUAUUAAAAUGGGGUCGGAUAUUGGUGGGAAUCGUGAACGCUUUGUCCUUCUGCUGUUUCUCUGUUUGCCGAUCACCUCACUCGCAGCCUUGAAUAUCCCACGUCUUUGUCCUUGUAGCGACUCCUACCCAAGCUGGGGACCUUGUUCUGUUGUGUGUGCAGCCCUGAACUGUGCUCGUGAUCACGGUGCUUGGCCACUGUCUGUGAUGGAAGAAGAUCUCUUAAACGAUGUUUGCAGGGAAGUAGUCGAGAAGUGGUCUGAAUCUCAGAUUGUUGACGCCAAAGAGAAAAAAGAAGAUGAGAUCCAAGCCAUCGCCAGCAUGAUGGAGAAGCAGGCCAAGAUAGUGGUGAAGCCAAAGGAGGUCUCCCAGGAAGAGAAGCAGAGGAAAGCUGCACUCCUGGCCCAGUAUGCCAACGUGACGGACGAGGAGGAUGGUGAGGAUGAACAGGAUGGCUCGAUUGCGACAGCAGUAAAUAUUGGAUCAGAAAAAUCGUUGUUCCGAAACACAAAUGUGGAGGAUGUCUUGAAUGCCAGGAAGCUGGAACGGGAACUGCUGCGAGAUGAGUUCCAGAAGAAAAAAGAGCAAGAUAAACUCCAGCGAGAGAAGGAUAAGCUGGCCAAGCAGGAGCGGAAGGAGAAGGAGAAGAAAAGGACACAAAAAGGCGAGCGGAAGCGAUAGCUGAGGUUUUCCAGUUGGACUCUAAAGGGAUAAAAUUAACUACAAAUACGGUGUGUUUAAAAAGCAGCAGAAAUUCUGGGCACGUGUCUGGCGUGUGGUUCUUUGGAAGUGGGGUUUUUUGGUUUGUUUGGUUUUUUUUUUUUCAUAGCAAAAAAGAAAUUUCAAGCACCUCUUAAACUUGAAGUGUGCCAUGUGCUUGUGGUGUCAAAUGUCCCAGUCAGUUAUUGUGGCCAAUGUCUGUACCAAAGAACGGUGAAGUGAUUCUGUCAGUGUUUUAAGUCGAUUGAUUUUUACUUCUAACCACUUCAAGCAAAGCAAAACGAGAUGUAGGAGAGGGCUUCCAAGCUGGCUGCGUCCUCCUGCUGGCCUUGAUUUGCAGCAGCAGCGCGUUGUGGCUUGAGAACGGAGCAGAGCCCCUCUCUGACGUGUAAUUAAGGACAUGCUGCUGCAGGGUGAACGUGUAUUUAUUUACGCCAGCCUUGAAAAAUGUAUUUGCAAAUACAUGUAUUUAUGCUGCCAAGAACAAUGCUACGCCUUCGUUCUGGUUGAGCUGAGAGAGCAGGGUUUGGAGCCGACCUCAGCGAGGGUAAGUGCUGUUCUGCAGCAAGAGAAAGGAAAUGUUAUGAAAUAUCUAUGAGUUGCAGCUAUGAGACUGCAUCACCCACGGGCUCUGGGUAAGGGAAACGCCGUGCUGAUUUGAGCAUCAGCCAGAGUAGAAAAUCGGUUGAGCCCUUAACGCUGUUUUAAGACUUUAUGCAGGUGGCUGGAAAAUGGUGCUCCCCAAUGAUUCAUGUGGGUGAAGAUCGACUGUUACUUCUAUGUUGGUUGCCAAGGCGAAUGCUUUAAGGCAGGCUCUGCGCUGAGUGGCUGUGAGUCGGAUGCGCUGGGUUUACAAGCCGGCUGCUCUCACUGGGCACAGCUGCAGUCAGGAGCUGCCUGUAGGGGCUGCAGGCUCCUCUUGCCCCCAAAGGGCUUGUUACCUGCUGUUUCCAGCCGGUUUUGUGAUGGCAUCACGUGCCUCUGGAGAGAACACUAAUUUCUGUAUGCUGAGUGUGAAGGAGGACCUGCAGUGCUUUGGGGGGCAUGGGAGGAACCAGUGUGCCUUGUCUCCUGCACCCUUUGUGCUCUGGCCACUGUGUGCUCCUGGCGGCUCCCGAGGGUGCCUGGCUGCAGCGCCCGCUUUCAGCACUGCUCUGAUGAAAGGGUCACGCGUCCUGUUUAACCAGUCGCUGCAAGCGUCAGCAUCUAACUGCUUUAUCUUUGGACUUGAACAAUAAAACUGGUUGGCCAAGAAGUAGGUUCCUCUCUUGUCUGAGUGAAUGUUGCGGUGAGCAAUUGUGGUGCCCGGUGGUGUGGUGGGGAGGCUCC